UUUCUCAGUGACAGGUCACGUACAGGACGUUGUGAUCGGUGGAUGUGCUGUUUAUUUCCUCCAGUGGAGGUUUCGCGCUCUACGUGAUUUACGUGCGGCGCAUUUUGACGUGGUCUUGUGGAUCGCGCGGUGUGUGUGUGAGUGAGUGUGUGAGUGAGUGGGUGGAUAACGGAGGAGGAAUCUACACGUCCACGUACUCGCCAACUCGUGUCCCGCAGCCCCACAUUUUCUCUCUCGGCGGGAGCUCGGACUUCAGGGGCACCUCGAGCGGCCACAGAGGGCACAGUGACCAGAGGGCACAGUGACCAGACUGGGCAGAGCGGCCGGAGUGGGCAGAGCGGCCGGAGUGGGCAGAGGGACAGUGACCACAGUGACCACAGAGCGGCCGGAGUGGGCAGAGGGACAGUGACCACAGUGGGCAGAGCGGACGGACAGUGAGCACAGAGGGGCGGAGUGGGCAGAGCGGCGGUGGGACUCGCGGCGCUGUUGCCGAUCUCGAGGCCAAUGCGGCGUUUGCUGUCGAGACCUGUGUGUCGGAUCGUUGCAGUCGCGGGGCGGCCGCGUCCGCCCUUCGCGCUGGUGAACCUCAUUUCCAAGGCAAAGCCCUCUGAUUGAGAGCAUCUGCUGCUAAAGAAUGGCCGAGGACGAAUUGAUCUUCAAUAUUGAAGGGGUUGGAUUGAGCGAGACCAAGCGGGGCUUCGAAAACGAUAGUGAUGAUGAGGAGCAGUACCUCAUCUGCCCUAUUACAGAUUACGAUGUCAGCAAAAACAAGCCGAGUGAGGGCAGAAAAAUAUGCAACCGGAAUUUUAUGAAGAAUGACCUCUACGGAUCAUCCAGCUCCCCGGGAAAGCAUUCCUUUAGUUUUAAGACUCUCCAGACACCUGCUAACUGUGGCUCAUUAACUGACCAAGGUCGGGAUGCUUGGAAACAUGCAAUUGAAAAAGCGAAACAAAUGCCUGAUCCUUGGGCAAAGUUCCAUCUGGAGGAAAUCGAGGCUGAGCCUGCGACUCGUCACAGGUACAAUGCCAUUUCAGGAAAAUGGGUGGAAGAUAACGUCUUUGUCAAAAUGGCAAAUCAGCCCUUUGGCCGUGGCGCAAUGAGGGAAUGUUAUCGAACGAAAAAACCUUCCAACUUUACCCGCCAUCAGCACUGGAAAUCUGCCUCUAAUUACGUUGCAAAGCGUUACAUUGAGGCUGUGGAACGGGAUGUGUAUUUUGAAGACGUGCGACUUCAGAUGGAAGCAAAGCUUUGGGGGGAAGAGUACAACAGGCACAAGCCACCAAAACAGGUUGACAUCAUGCAGAUGUGUAUUCUGGAGAUGAGAGACCGACCAGGAAAGCCUCUUUAUCACUUGGAGCAUUACAUAGAGGGGAAAUACAUCAAAUACAACUCAAAUUCAGGCUUCGUAAGAGAUGAAAACUUCCGCUUAACCCCGCAGGCAUUUAGUCACUUCACCUUUGAACGCUCUGCACAUCAGCUGAUUGUUGUUGACAUCCAAGGUGUGGGAGACUUGUACACAGACCCCCAAAUCCACACAUUCAGUGGCACUGACUUUGGAGAUGGCAACCUGGGUGUUCGAGGAAUGGCUCUGUUUUUUCAUUCUCACGCCUGUAACACCAUCUGUGAGAAGAUGGGACUCAUGCACUUUGAUCUGGCCACAAAGGAAAAGUCAGCCCUAGAACACGCACAGAAUCUGCUGAAAACAGCAAAAACUGUUCUCCGUGGCACCGAGGAAGUGUGCGGCAGCUCCAGAGUGAGAACCACCUCCGGUUCCAGACCGCCCCUUCUGAAACGACUUUCCGAAACCUCUGCUGAUGAAUGCAUGAGUGACAGCAUAUUUGACUCUCUGCCUUGCUCCCCAUUAUCUUUGAGCUUCAAGGAAGAUUUCUUGGGGAAAUCUCCAAUGGGAUGGACGAUGUUUAAUCAAUUUGAUAAUCUGGGAGAUGAUUCACCGAAUGAGAGAAGGGCAUCUGAAAAUGGUUGUGACAGCGGAUGCUCGAGUGAGAAGAGGAGUGAGUCAGAAGUGGACCAUCUGGACAGGAUGAAUUUGCAUAACAGAAGAUCAUUUGAGUCUGAUGAGGACAGUAUUCACCAGAGUAAAGCGAGUCCAAGUGUGCACAAACCUUUAAUCGACCACAGACAAAACCCUCAGACGCAGCUGGAUUUACUUUGUGAAGAUAAAUGGAAUUACUAUCAUAGUUCCAGGGCUCACAUGCACCGACCUUCAUGUGUGGCCGUCGAGGUACAAAGACUUAAUGCCAUUAGCCAGGAGAAGAAGAUAGGAAAGUCUAUACUGGGCAAGGUCCACCUGGCUAUGGUACGUUAUCACGAAGCCGGUCGCUUCUGCAACAAGGAGGAAGAGUGGGAUCGCGAGUCUGGUCUCUUCCAUCUCGAACACGCUGCCCUAUGCGGGGAGCUGGAAGCAAUCGUUGCCCUUGGUCUCACUUAUCUUCAGUUACCUCAUCACAUCCUGCCCGACGUCACUGCAGAGGAUACAGAGAACAACAGGAAGAAAGGUUUUGACAGCUUAGUAAUAGCGGCAGAAGCGGGAGAUCGACCUUCCAUGAUUUUAGUCGCGAGGGCCUUUGAUACUGGCUUGUAUCUAGGGCCUGACAGGACCCAGGACUGGAAAGAAGCUCUGCAUUGGUACAAUGCUGCUCUGAACAUGACGGAUUACGACGAGGGCGGAGAAUAUGACGGGACAGGCGAUGAACCAAAAUAUCAUCUGCUUGCCCGAGAAGCAGAAAUGUACAUGAUGGGAGGUUUUAGUGUGGAGCCAGACCCACAGAGAUCUGGAGAUCUCUUCACGGAAGCAGCGGAAGCAGCGAUGGAGGCCAUGAAGGGAAGACUGGCUACUCAGUACUAUGAGAGAGCAGAGGAAGCCUGGGGAAUGAUGGAGGAAUGAAACUCCAAGCCACUCAGACCCCACCGGCAAACCAAAAGUUUCUUUUAGCCAGAAAGUUACCAUUUACUAAAUAACUUGGGCGCCCAGGCUGUAUCCUUUUGUGUCCAUGCAGAAUGUUCAGGAUUUUUUAAAUGCAUUUUUACCUUCACAGAGAUUGCGAAUAAUAUUGUAAGCCGUUCUGGGUUAACAUGCACUGGCUAUCUCUAGUGCUGUUAUCACAGAUAACUGUACGAAUUUUAGUGUACUUUUGAAAUAUUGUGUGUGACAUGAGACGUUUGCUCGGUUUAUUUUGCAAAAGCAAAACAAAUUUUUUUAAAAUUAUAAUUAUCAAGCGUUUGUGUUAAAACCAUAUGAUGAUUGCGCACCGAUCUGCUGCAUGGAGGAAGGAGGUCAUGGUGCUACAAGCAUGUAUGUUUCAACUGUGUUUACAAACUAAUGUGCUUUAAAAAGUGGGAGGGGGGCAGUUACAAGUUGAAAGGGAACUAUCAUUAUGCAAAAAGUAUUUGGGAAAACCUUUCUUGUCUAUUUACAAAUGCACGGCAAUGAUUUAUAUAAGAACGUAAGAAUUUGCUAGACGAAAGACCAUGGUCCAUCCAGUUCACUUUCCACCAUCCUGGCAGUCGCAUGACAUGUUGUGUCCCAAAUUAUAUAUUGUGCGAACAAUUACUGGUAGCGGUGGGAUUCGAACCCACGACAUCGAAAUGACUGGAGCCUAAAUCCAAUGCCUCAGUCAUGCUACUACGAUUUAUUGCAGCAUAGUGUGUAAAUCAUCAUGGAAUCCCCUGAAAGAGCCUAUUUGGCUCCUCAUCCUUUAACAUGGUACCUCCCCACUGGAGUGAUUCACUCUGAUCCCAUUUGCUUUUUUUUCCUUACAAUCAAGUUACUUCAAUGUUACUUCAAAAGCUACUUGCGAUAAUGUGUUCCACAUGCUAUGUAAAGCACUCCAAAACUCUACUCUGCAUGAAAGGUGCUAUACAAAUGUAAGAUGUUUGUGAGGGGGAGAAUAGUCUUCUUACAUCUUGCUUUACGCUUCUGGUAGUAGUCUGGAAUUGAUGUUACCUUGUUAGCGAUUCACCCACCAGUGGGAAUGAUAGAGGUUUCUCUAUUUUACCUCUCUUACCUUAUCAGAAACUUUUCUGUAGGAUCCCCUCAACCUUUUCUGCUCCUGUAAAUAUAGCCUAGAGAUUUUAUUAAAGCCUUUUAGCUUGUUUCUGUGAAUCUACUCUGUGGCCUUUCCAUGGUCCCAACACUCUUCCCAUUAUAUUUCCCCAUCGUGCAAGCAAAACACUUUGCCAAAUACUUUGUAUGAUAUAGUGCCCCUUUCAUGCCAGACGCUAUGAUGAUCUUCAUUUUACGUCAGUGUUGUGAUUGCGAUGUAACCCUGAAAAACAAAUAACCGUGUCCCAAUGCAAAGCCCUUUGACUUGCAGCAGCUGAGAAUUUGAAAGCAUUCGAGCAAUAUAUUAAGAGAUCAGGGGGAGGGAGUCGCAUUGUAAUGCUUGGCAAAAAUAAAGUUUUUGUUUUUCA
Molecule: messenger RNA, 4431 nt
Organism: Callorhinchus milii (elephant shark)
Lineage: Eukaryota; Metazoa; Chordata; Chondrichthyes; Chimaeriformes; Callorhinchidae
Gene: eef2k
Product: eukaryotic elongation factor 2 kinase
Exons: 20
Coding region: 635-2905 (756 amino acids)
Biological process (GO): protein phosphorylation
Molecular function (GO): ATP binding; elongation factor-2 kinase activity; calmodulin binding
Source: RefSeq, a predicted model, not a curated record